CGCAUGGGGCCGGUUUGUGCCGACAAGCCACUCUUGCCCAAUGGCUCCGGGGCGGGAAUCAAAUUUCGCGGUUGUCAGUCGCAGCUGCCGAGCUUCAGUCAGCCCAACAAACAAAGCCUUGUCCUGUCCGCUUCACCCCGUUUGCACCUCUUUUAACAUUCUUGCGAGCAACUGUUGAGCUUCUCUAUCCAGGUUUUAGUCUUUCAGAUCCAAGGCCUCCUCCCCCCGUCCCAGCAAGAUGUCUAUCCCAGCCUUCUCCGAUAUUUCCAAGUCGGCCAACGACUUGCUCAACAAGGACUUCUACCACCUGUCUGCCGGCACCGUCGAGGUCAAGAGCAACACCCCCAACAAUGUUGCCUUCAAGGUGACUGGCAAGAGCAGCCACGACAAGGCCACCUCUGGCGCGAUCGAGGGAAAGUACACGGACAAGAAGAACGGCAUCACCCUCACCCAGACGUGGAACACCCUGAACGCCCUUGACACCAAGAUCGAGGCCGCCGACAACUUCGCCAAGGGCCUAAAGCUCGAGGGUGUCUUCUCCUUCCUGCCCCAGUCGCAGAAGAAGGGUGCCAAGUUCAACCUGUACUUCAAGCAGCCCAAGUUCCACUUCCGCAGCUUCUUCGACCUGCUCAAGGGCCCCACCGCCAACGUCGACGCCGUCGUCGGCCACGAGGGCUUCCUGGCUGGUGCCUCUGCCGGCUUCGACGUCCAGAACGCCAACGUCACCACCUUCGCCGCCGCCGUCGGUUACGCCCACCCCACCUACACCGCCGCCAUCACCGCCUCCGACAAGGCCAGCGUCUUCGCCGCUUCUUACUACCACAAGGUCAACGCCAUGGUUGAGGCCGGCGCCAAGGCUCAGUGGGACUCCAAGACCGGUAGCGCCGUCGGCCUCGAGGUUGCCACCAAGUACCGCAUCGACCCCGUCUCUUUCGUCAAGGGCAAGAUCAACGACCGCGGUGUCACCGCUAUCGCCUACAACGUCCUGCUCCGCCCCGGUGUCACUCUCGGCAUUGGUGCCUCUUUCGACACCCAGAAGCUUGACCAGGCCACCCACAAGGUCGGUGCCAGCUUCACCUUCGAGGGCUAAAUGCGAGAUCUGGAAGGCAGGGAGACCUUGGGCCUUGAACCAUCCGAAUGCGAUUCUUUGCGAGGUCUUGGAUGGACGCAUACUCUUCUAGACUUUGUAUCCCACAUGUAUACCAAAUUCGCAGCUUAGACAACCAGCGCUCGGGUGCAAAUGUCAUCUCGGAGGGGUAGAUAAGAUGAGCACGCGCGCCCAGAUGCACUCAUAAUACACUCACGCAAGUCCAUCCCGUCGAAGCAUUGUAUCUGUCUAUGUCACGCCAAGAAGAUGAGAUCGUUUCCGGUCUAGCAGAUACAACACCAAGCAUCCACAGUUGGGUGACGUAGGCCCAAGAGCCCGGGCAUCGAUCUGUGUCUUCUCUCUGCCCGCCGCUCCAUCACCCCUGGGUCUUUUUCUGUUUCUUGUCCGGCCGGUUCCAGCCCUUCAUGACGAGGUACGGGAGCCCGACCGCGACACCCAGCACGGCCAGCACGGCGAAGAAACUCCCGACCUCGCCGUAGUCGCCCGAUGCGGACGGGAACCCGGGCUUCUUGGCCGCCUUGCGCGCCCGGAUCUCAUCGACCCUUCCCUGUGUCCGUGUGUGCGCCGCCUUGGCCGUCCGGUCGAAGUGCGGCAUCUCACCGCUGCUGCCGCCGAAGGUAUCAUGACCGGGGCCUGCCCCACCACCGCCGAAACCAUUCGCACCCGAUGCUGGCUGCUGCUGUUGGUGACGAGGAUGUUGAUGAUGGUGGUGAUGGUGGCCGUGGUGGUGGGCAUCGUGGUGGCCGCCGCCGCUGCCGCCGCCGCCGCCGCUCAUCGAGUCUUCGUGCGCCUGGUUUCUCUUGGCGCCGUGGGCGCCCCACCCGCCAUUGCGGUAGAAACUGGGCGGCGGGCCGCGGAAGGUCCCUCGCCUCCUUGACAAACCCGACGCCGGCCUGCCGCCCGCAGGUCCGGUGCUGCUGUAGCUGGCGCCACGGUGGUGUGGCCCGGCGGCGGCGGCGGCGGCGGGGCGCUGGUCAUGCAGCCGCAGGACGUCACGGUCGUACUUUGCGCGGCUGUCGGUGUUGGAGAGGACGCUGUAGGCCUCGCUGAUGCGCAUGAAGCGCUUGGAGGCCAGCGGGUCGUCUGGGUUGUGGUCUGGGUGGUGCGUCUUGGAGAGGUGGUAGAAGGAGCGCUUGAUAUCCUUGGGGGAGGCGCUGGUCUGGACCCCGAGGGUCUCGUAGUGGUUCUUGCUGUCGAUAUCAUCGCGGCGCAGGGCCGGGCUGCUGUGGAAGAAGCACGAGAAGGCGGCGGGUGCUGGUCGCGUGCGGCUGUCUGCUGCAGCUAUGAGGUGCGCUGCUGCACGGAACGGGGCGGUGCGGAGUGGCAUUCCUCAUCCCGACCUCGCUGGCUGGCUAUGGCCAAUUUCUUGAUGUUUUGGGGGCUCAGCACGAGCCCAUUGAGGGUGAAGUGUCGGAUGCUGGGGCGGAAUGCGG
Diaporthe batatas is the source of this 2541-nucleotide messenger RNA. RefSeq lists its product as uncharacterized. The record is from RefSeq and is a predicted model, not a curated record. The coding region runs from base 239 to 1090 and encodes 283 amino acids. Gene Ontology annotation, cellular component: mitochondrial outer membrane. The transcript has 6 exons. Gene Ontology annotation, biological process: monoatomic anion transmembrane transport. NCBI's taxonomy places the organism in Eukaryota, Fungi, Ascomycota, Sordariomycetes, Diaporthales, Diaporthaceae. Gene Ontology annotation, molecular function: voltage-gated monoatomic anion channel activity.